AUGGCUUUAUACGAUAAUAAAUACUGGCUUCUAUCCCACAUAAGAAACUCUUUCAUAUCCACAGACGAUACUGGAAUGUGCGAACUUGUAAUGAAACCAGAAACUAAACAGGUCAAAGACACAUUUUUCAGUCAAGAACCAUUCCCAGACUCUGAGGAUAGUGAAGAAGACGACGACGAGGAUACAGGCUCUUAUGAUAUCCAACUAGAUACAGGGUAUAAUUUAAGAGAAAGAUCCAUGACAGCCGCCAGAUUGGAGAAAAUGGAAUACAUGAUCAGGAACGCUGCCCGCAUAAAACAUGUAAAGUGGGAAUGCCAUUCCGACCAAAAAGACCAGGAAUUAUUUGUGGCUAAACAAACAAAACACGAUCCAAUAAUUGAAAAAAAAUCAGGCCUUUCCAAAAUCAUAAAAGAAACUGUAAACAUGCCUGUUAAUCCUUUCAUCGAUUAUGCUAGGUACGAUGGUGUGGGCCAAAUAAAAAUACCCACAAGAAAGUAUAAUAUUUUUUUGACCAUGCUACCAGAAGACCAAAGGAAUUAUCCUAUAAAUGUUUGCUGUGUUGCCUCAGCCAAAAUUCAAGACUUGAUUGGCUUGAUUUUACUAAAAUGCAGCACCAACUAUGAUUAUUCUUUAAAGCCUCUACAUUAUUAUGGUUUGUAUUUGACUGAAGACAAUGGAGAAGUGGAUCAUGAUUUUCCUGGUCUGGAUAACAAAGAAUGUGUAGCUAAGUUUGGAUUCACUUAUUUAGGUUUGGUAGAACACAAAGAGCCUCUAAAAGCCAUUAGUUUAGAACCUGAAGGAACCCCAACAUCAUCUGAAAGUGGUAAAAAACGUACCACAUCCUCUUCAAAAGCAGAGGAAAAUAAACAAAUGAAACAAGACAUGAUGAUAUUGGAUGGACACAACAAAGCCAUGGAAGCGCCCUUAUUCAAAUUAUACCGGGCUCAUAUUGUUAACAAGCUCUGGUGGUGGAAAGUCGAAGUUCAUAUUGGAAUAAGUGGAGAAAAAAUUGAAAUUGACCCAAUUGUACACAAAAAUUCUAAACUGCCCUUUGUUAAACAAAUACCAGUGAGUCAUAAUAUGGAUUGUAUUGCCUGGUGUGAGGAAACUGAUACUAGAGGCAGUAAAGGGAGUUUUAGAAUAGUGUAUGCUACUGGAUUUGGCAGUGAAAGGAAUAAUCCUUAUUCCAGUAAUUAUUCCUCUUUUAACUUAUCCUCCUCCCUGCAAUCUUCAUCUAGUUUUAAGCAUUACGAUUUUGAAGCGGAUAAAGAAGUGACUGAAGAAAUUGUUCAAAAAAUCAAUUUAAUAUUGAAUUUAAGGACCAGCCAAAGCAGGAUGGAGUAUUUGGCCAUCAGAGAACGAAAGGAUAUGAAUAAACGGAAAAGUUUCAAGUAUUUAAGGUCAUAA
Molecule: messenger RNA, 1407 nt
Organism: Ceutorhynchus assimilis (cabbage seed weevil)
Lineage: Eukaryota; Metazoa; Arthropoda; Insecta; Coleoptera; Curculionidae
Source: the annotation of a GenBank genome assembly